Lactuca saligna is the source of this 1218-nucleotide messenger RNA. The record is from the annotation of a GenBank genome assembly. Lineage: Eukaryota; Viridiplantae; Streptophyta; Magnoliopsida; Asterales; Asteraceae.
AUGUUACUAGUUGAAUCUCCAACAUGGAUGGCGUAUAAAGAAAACUAUGAACGACUUCAACCAAUGUUUACAGAUUAUCCACGUGAAGAUAUACCCUUGGAUUCAAUAGAUAUCUUUUGGAGGAAGCUUGAUAUUUCAGAUACGACACCUGUAGUAGACGACAAUAUUUUGUGUGAUGAUAUAGUUGAAAAAAUUAAAGAAAGCUUCAAGAAGCAAUCAAAAGCCGGGAAACAAGCUUUUAUGAGAAAGCUACAAGAGAUAUAUGAUCCGCAAAAAACUGACAUUGGGGAGCCUAUAGUUCAAGAAAACACUCGUGAACGACCAAGUGUGAAGAAACACCAGAAAAAGAAAGUCAAUCCUCCAAAUCAAGCUAUUAGUGGAUACAACUUCUCAACCACAUCAGAGUUUGUUGGAAUAUCUCUUCAAGAUCAAUCCAUGGAAGACUUACAAGUGGAAGUCAUAAUCGAUAUUCUCUCAAGACUUCAUGUGAAGACCGUCAUCCAUUGCAAAAGUGUAUGCAAGAAGUGGAUGUAUAUCAUUUCUGACUCUUACUUUUCCAAUCUUCACCUCUCGAGAUCACCUACAAACCUCGUGAUUCAUCAUAAUUUAGGAUUUGAUACGAAUAGUUAUAAAAAAACAGGCACUUUAACAUGGGUGGACCUUGAAGACGACCCUCUCAUGACCCUUGCUCUUAAUCAUGCUGAUUGGAUUCUUGUUGACCGGGAUUCCCCUAAAAAGAUUUAUGCUUUUGAUUUUGACAAGGAGAUGUUUGAUUUGUUCCCAUCUCCUCCCUCUUCUGAAGCUAUACGUGGAAGUUUGGGGGUGAUAAACAGUUGCUUAUGUCAAUGUGAAAGUUACAAUUCUAAAUUGAUGAUUUGGGUGAUGAAGGAAUAUAGGGUUAAGAAAUCUUGGAAUAAAGAGGUGGUGAUUGAGAGAAGUAUCAGCCCUGGUCUUCCUUUGUGGUGUGUGGAAGUUGUGUUUAUUGUACUGGUGGUCACGCAACCCUUUCCCCUGACCUUUCGUUUACCUGCUUUUGCUUUGACCCUCGAUGUCAUCUCCUUCACUGGUCACCAAGAUUCCGUCAUCGUUGUGUUGCUCUAUGAGCUAUUCCACGGAGAAGUUAGUCUGAAACCAGAAGAAAAGGCCGAAUUCCACCUUCGCCUCAUCGUCGGUCUCCCCCGCUGCAUGAAGUCGCCACUCCACAGGAUAUUUCUUUGA